Messenger RNA from Leptomonas pyrrhocoris, 1068 nucleotides. RefSeq lists its product as hypothetical. The record is from RefSeq and is a predicted model, not a curated record. The transcript has a single exon. The coding region runs from base 142 to 1068 and encodes 308 amino acids. NCBI's taxonomy places the organism in Eukaryota, Euglenozoa, Kinetoplastea, Trypanosomatida, Trypanosomatidae.
AGCCUCUUGUGCUCCUUGCGAUUUGUGCCUCCGCCGCCUAGUAGAUUUGCCUGCACCGUCUCGCUCCAGUGCCCCGGCGCUUCAUUCGCAGUCGCUUACCUCACCGCCAAACUGUACGUACGUAGGAAAUCAAUCGGCCCAAUGGCCUCGUACUCGCACGACGACAGCGCGGACCGAUAUAUAACGGUCAUGAGUUCCGUCACCGGCAAGCCCAAGCGGCGCCGUGUGGUGAACUGUGCAGCACCGGAGGAAGACGCCGAGGUGAAAACCUACUACGCCAACGACGCCAAGAUGAACAACCCUCUUCGCUACACCACCUGCAUGAGCCACCACAUCAUGGCCCGCAUUGAGGAUGACGUCAAGCGCGCAAAGAUGCGCCAGGAAAAUCCGGAGUCUGUCAUCCCUAGCAAGGGCUACGACUAUGACGUGGAGGCCUCACGCGCCGUGGAGGAGUACCGCGCUACCCAGCAGCUCCCCCGCGGCGCCAACGUGGUGGUCGCCACGCUCUACGCCCCGAUCCACGCCGUUGUGCAUCUCCCCGCCAUUUCACCCCGGUCCAACCGCUCGCGCCGCAGCAGCAACAGCCGGCAGCCCAGCCACGGCCCAAGCACGGCGAACUCGCCGACCGAUCAGAGCCGACGCGUCGAGCAGCCUUCGAGCGCGCGUCGACCGGCGCCGACUUCUCGAGCUUCAUCAAAGGCACUGCAGUAUCCCAGCGCGUACCGCUCCCGCUCCGCACCACGGUACAACUACCACGGUAGUCACGCUGGCGGCGCAUCGAACAGUUCGAGCCCGCUGCCGCCCCGACCAGCCGGCGGUCGUCUGCAGCCGCUAGAGUACGCAGCGCUGGGACCCACCAGCGGCUCACCAUACGGUGACUUCCGUGAUGACGGCCGAGUUCUGCAACCCGCUAAUGAUCGUCGCUCGUCAAAUGCGAGCAGGAACCUUUUCUUACAGCUGUCGAGUUUUGAAAGCGAGGAGGCGGAUACGGCCGUCGAUGAGGAGCGCCAGCGGCGACUGCGCUUGGCGGACGAACUCGCUCAAGAAAUGGACGCCGAAGAGAUGUAA